Messenger RNA from Propithecus coquereli (Coquerel's sifaka), 2732 nucleotides. It is a transcript of the gene FKRP, whose product is annotated as fukutin related protein. The transcript has 2 exons. The record is from RefSeq and is a predicted model, not a curated record. Gene Ontology annotation, cellular component: Golgi apparatus. NCBI's taxonomy places the organism in Eukaryota, Metazoa, Chordata, Mammalia, Primates, Indriidae. Gene Ontology annotation, biological process: protein O-linked glycosylation via mannose. The coding region runs from base 101 to 1588 and encodes 495 amino acids.
AGUGCAGCUGAGCUGGGCUGGAACUGCCCUCCUGGAACUCCCCCAGCCUGCAACCUAGGAGGAUGCCUCGGAGGCCCAGCUAGGGCCUGACCUGGGCCCCAUGCGCCUCACCCGCUGCCAGGCUGCCUUAGCAGCCGCCAUCACACUCAACCUGCUGGUCCUCUUCUAUGUCUCGUGGCUGCAGCACCAGCCCCGGCACUCCCGGGCCCGGGCUCCUCGCCGUUCAUCUGCCGCCGGGCCCCGCGUCACCAUCCUAGUGCGGGAGUUCGAGGCAUUUGACAACGCAGUGCCCGAACUAGUGGACUCCUUCCUGCAGCAGGACCCAGCCCAGCCCGUGGUGGUGGUGGCCGACACACUCCCCUACCCGCCCCUGGCCCUGCCCCGCAUCCCCAGUGUUCGCCUGGCGCUGCUCCAGCCCGCCCUCGACCGGCCCGCUGCAGCCUCGCGCCCGGAGACCUACGUGGCCACCGAGUUCGUGGCCCUGGUGCCUGAUGGGGCGCGGGCCGAGGCACCCGGCCAGCUGGAGCGCAUGGUGGAGGCGCUGCGAGCGGGAAGCGCACGCCUGGUGGCCGCCCCCGUGGCCACAGCCAACCCUGCCAGGUGCCUGGCCCUGAACGUCAGCGUGCGAGAGUGGACCGCCCGCUAUGGUCAGGCACCCGCUGCGUCCCGCUGCGACGCCCUGGACGGGGACGCCGUGGUGCUCCUGCGCGCACGCGACCUCUUCAACCUCUCGGCGCCGCUGGCCCGGCCGGUGGGCUCUGGCCUGUUCCUGCAGACCGCCCUUCGCGGCUGGGCGGUGCAGCUGCUGGACCUGCCCUUCGCCGCGGCGCGCCAGCCCCCGCUGGCCACGGCCCACGCGCGCUGGAAGGCGGAGCGUGAGGGGCGCACUCGGCGGGCGGCGCUGCUCCACGCGCUGGGCAUCCGCCUGGUGAGCUGGGAGGGUGGGCGGCUCGAGUGGUUCGGCUGCAGCAAGGAGACCCCGCGCUGCUUCGGCACGGUGGUGGGCGACACACCGGCCUACCUCUACGAAGAGCGCUGGACGCCCCCCUGCUGCCUGCGCGCGCUGCGGGAGACGGCCCGCUACGUGGUGGGGGUGCUGGAGGCGGCGGGCGUGCGCUACUGGCUGGAGGGCGGCUCGCUGCUGGGGGCGGCCCGCCACGGGGACAUCAUCCCGUGGGACUACGACGUGGACCUGGGCAUCUACUUGGAGGACGUGGGCAACUGCGAGCAGCUGCGGGGAGCAGAGGCCGGCUCGGUGGUGGAUGAGCGCGGCUUCGUGUGGGAGAAGGCCGUCGAGGGGGACUUUUUCCGCGUGCAGUACAGCGAGAGCAACCACCUACAUGUGGACCUGUGGCCCUUCUACCCCCGCAACGGGGUCAUGACCAAGGACACGUGGCUAGACCACCGGCAAGACGUCGAGUUCCCGGAGCACUUCCUGCAGCCCCUGGUGCCUCUGCCCUUUGCUGGCUUCGUGGCGCAGGCGCCUAACAACUACCGUCGCUUCCUGGAGCUCAAGUUCGGCCCCGGGGUCAUCGAGAACCCCGAGUACCCUAACCCAGCACUGCUGAGUUUGACGGGAAGCGGCUGAAGUCAGGGAGGGCUGCUGCCCUCGCCUGGCGUCCAGGGGACAUUCCUGUGUUUUGGGGGAAUCUGGAUGUGGAGCAGCUUUGUGUGGGCGAUUGGGGGUGGGGGUGUGGUGCAGAGGGAUGGGGAAAGUCAGCAAGAAAGAAAGAAGUUAGAGGGGGCGUACGACGGAAGCCUGGCUUUGGCAGGAGAGAACCUGGCCAAAGAUGGUGGGAAGCAGCGCCCAGAGGUUCUCCAGCCCUGCCGGCUGUGAGCGAUGGAUGCGUGCGCGCGUCCUGGUAACUGAAGGAGCCGCCAGCGUUUGGCGGACGGCGCCAGAGACGCCAAGCCGUGCCGCAAGGCCCCGCAUAGUCCCAGGCCACAAAGAAGGGCCCUGCCCAAGAUUCCAAGAGUCCUGCGCUCCGGAGCUAGGGCAGCGUUUUGGAAAGCAAGAGGAGUGCAGGCUCUGGGACCAGACUGGCGGGAUUGAAAUCCCGGCUCUACCCCUUACCAGUUAGAUGGGCCUGGGGCCGUGUCGCAGUUCUUUGUGCCUCACUUGGUGGCCUCCAGGAUUCUGCUAGUGUCCUCCGUGUCUAGCACCAAAUGAGGACCUUUGGCUGCUGGGGUCGCUGUGGGAGGCGGGCCAGCGAUGACUAUCUCCUCUUCUUCCGGAAGGCGACCGAGCUCCUUCCCUCCCGGGAGAGCUCUGUGAGGUGCGUGCUGCUCUUAACUCAUCUUGCAGCGGAGAAAACCGGCUCAACUCUGAGGUGCGAUGUGGUCACAAAGGGGUGGUGGAUCCGGGCUCCCACUCCUUGUUAUUACCUCAUUAUUGCAGCUCCGCACCUGUUUUCCGGCUUGCACGGCAGGGUAAACAGUAACCAUAGUUCGUUUACUGAGCACUUACUGGGUACCAGGCGUGCUUCUCGGCGUUUCACGUGGGUUAACUGAUUUAUCCCUCACUUCAACCCUUUGAAGUCACAGCUGCUAUCAUUCCCAUUUUAUAGAUGAGGAAACUGAGGCCAGAAUGGUAAAGUCACUUGGCCAAAGUCAGACAGCUUAGGAAGUGGCAGAUUGGGGAGUUGAACCCAGGUGGUCAGGCUCCGGAGCCCACACUGGACUUACCCACUGUGCCCGUCUCUAGCGACGGUACCCAGGAGGAGGUCUGUGGA